ACAGCUUUGUCAAAUAAUAUAUAGACAAAGACACACAUUUAUUUAUGUUAGUUGCCCAUCAAUCACACCCUGAUUGUCUUAUUUUAAAUUUGCUAUGGUUGUGUACAGAGGCACAGGCUCAAAUUAUGUACGUAAAUGUUGGCUUUUUAAUGUAGUUAACAGAUUUUUAAACAUGUAACACUUUAUUGUGUAUUUGCAUUAUAGUUCUAACAGCAUCCAUGUUUGUAUGUUUAAUAUAGAUUUUGGCUGAAGCCCUGAUUGAGUGCCACAGACAGUCAUCGUCUCUUGGAGCUCCACUUAGACUAAGAGUGUUUAUAGCAGGGAGGAACCGCCUGGAAAAUGAAGGAGCUAGCGCCUUGGCUAAGGCCUUUCAGCUGAUGGGCAGCCUUGAAGAGAUUCACAUGCCCCAGAAUGGAAUAAACUACUCAGGUGUGAUGGCGUUAGCUUCAGCCAUUCGACAUAACCCAGAGCUUCGAGUCCUCAACCUCAAUGACAACACUUUCACCAAGAAGGGCUCGCUGCCCAUGGCACAGGCUCUGAGGCAUCUCAGGAACAUCCAAGUGAUCAAUUUUGGUGACUGUCUGGUCCGUUCUGAGGGAGCUGUCGCCCUCGCUGCAGUCCUGAGAGAAGGACUGCCCAUCCUCAAGGAGCUUAAUCUGUCAUUUGGUGAGAUCACUGAAGCAGCAGCACUAGUGGUGGCUCAGGCUGUUGCAGACAAAGCUGAUAUGGAGAAAUUGGAUCUUCAAAGGCCAAGUCCAACCACUGAUUUCUGCUCCUGACAUUCAUAUUUUAUGAAGGCUUCACAGAGACUGUCCAAGAAUGUCUUAAUUUUUAUUUUUCUACUUGUGCUUGUGACUUAUAUUUUUAUAGAAAAUAGAUACAAAUGCUUUAAAAAAAAGUUCACAUCAAUCAGACUUGAGCUUAAUGUGUUUAAAAUGACUGUAACUUGAAGUGAAGUGAACAUCCUACAUUUAGUAAUUAAUCAAGUUAAAAUUUACAAAUU
This is a messenger RNA of Haplochromis burtoni (Burton's mouthbrooder), 1003 nucleotides long. It is a transcript of the gene rangap1b, whose product is annotated as Ran GTPase activating protein 1b. Gene Ontology annotation, cellular component: cytosol; perinuclear region of cytoplasm; nucleus. Lineage: Eukaryota; Metazoa; Chordata; Actinopteri; Cichliformes; Cichlidae. The record is from RefSeq and is a predicted model, not a curated record. Gene Ontology annotation, biological process: activation of GTPase activity; signal transduction; nucleocytoplasmic transport. Gene Ontology annotation, molecular function: small GTPase binding; GTPase activator activity.